Molecule: messenger RNA, 961 nt
Organism: Lepus europaeus (European hare)
Lineage: Eukaryota; Metazoa; Chordata; Mammalia; Lagomorpha; Leporidae
Gene: UCP1
Product: uncoupling protein 1
Exons: 6
Coding region: 1-924 (307 amino acids)
Biological process (GO): adaptive thermogenesis; mitochondrial transport; mitochondrial transmembrane transport
Cellular component (GO): mitochondrial membrane
Molecular function (GO): oxidative phosphorylation uncoupler activity
Source: RefSeq, a predicted model, not a curated record
AUGGUGGGCACCACGACCACGGACGUGCCCCCAACCAUGGGGGUCAAGAUCUUCUCGGCUGGAGCGGCAGCCUGCCUGGCGGACGUGAUCACCUUUCCGCUGGACACCGCCAAAGUCCGGCAACAGAUCCAAGGCGAGUUCCCGACCACCAGUGGCAUCAGGUAUAAAGGUGUCCUGGGGACAAUCACCACCCUGGCAAAAACGGAAGGGCCACUGAAACUCUACAGCGGGCUGCCUGCCGGCCUCCAGAGACAAAUCAGCUUCGCCUCGCUCAGGAUCGGCCUAUACGACACGGUGCAGGAGUUCUUCACCUCGGGGGAAGAAACAGCACCGAGUUUAGGAAGCAAGAUCUCGGCCGGCCUAACAACUGGAGGCGUGGCGGUGUUCAUCGGGCAGCCCACAGAGGUCGUGAAAGUCAGGCUGCAAGCGCAGAGCCACCUGCACGGUCUCAAGCCUCGCUACACGGGGACGUACAAUGCCUACAGGAUUAUAGCUACAACUGAGAGCUUGACCAGUCUGUGGAAAGGGACAACUCCUAAUCUGUUAAGGAAUAUCAUUAUUAACUGUACAGAGCUCGUAACCUACGACCUAAUGAAGGGGGCCCUUGUGAGAAACGAAAUACUAGCAGAUGAUGUUCCCUGCCACUUACUGUCGGCUCUUAUCGCUGGAUUUUGCACAACACUUCUGUCCUCUCCAGUGGAUGUGGUGAAAACCAGAUUUAUUAACUCUCCACCGGGACAAUACACGAGUGUGCCCAACUGUGCAAUGACAAUGUUCACUAAGGAAGGACCAACGGCUUUUUUCAAAGGAUUUGUACCUUCCUUCCUGCGACUCGGAUCAUGGAACGUCAUCAUGUUCGUGUGCUUUGAAAAGCUGAAACGAGAACUCAUGAGGUCCAGGCAGACCGCGGACUGUGCCACAUAAUCAGCUUCAAGAAAAGGACACCACGUCCCAGUGGGAA